ACGUUUAUUACCCCCUGAAUGAGCAAUGGGGAACGCCGAUCUCUUGUCGAGUUGUAUGCAGGUCAGAUAGCUUCCAUCUGUCAGUAAACGACGUGGUCUGGCAAGAUGAUAUCAAAAGUUACAUUUUCUGCCUCUUUGCUGAUUUACCUGACCUACGCUUUCAUUUCUUCUGCUUUUGGUGAUGAUUGUCUUGUCGACGGUGUAACAGUGCAGAGAGAUUUUGAUAUCAGCAGGUAUCUGGGUAAAUGGUACGAGUACCGCUGGCAUACGCGAGAGUUCUAUCCCCCCGAGGAGAGGUUCAAGGACUACUACCACUACUACGUCCAGACGGCAGAUGGAAACAUCACCAAUUACGUCAGUGGGCGCGAUCCUACACGAGUAGACGGGAAAUGUUUCUUCUAUCACAUGCACCUGGUGCCAACAGACACGCCUGGAAAGUUCUUCUGGAGGAAGAAAAACGGAGAGCAGUACCCCUACUGGGUAUUGGAGACUGACUACAACCGGUACGCCUUCGUCUACGGCUGCUACAACAUCUCGGUGAGCGGCACAUGCACUGCAGCUCGUGGUUGGAUAUGGAGCCGUACUCCGACCAUUCCUCGAGUGAUAAGUGAGAGAUCGCCUUGGUUCUACAACCGGACUUGUCUGUCGUCCUCAACCUUCCUGGAAACCCUUCAAACAGCAGAGUGCAACAUCCCGGCGCAGUACAGCGUUAACACUGGCCAGAACUGCCACGUGUCCGACAUCCCUGUACAAGAAGACUUCGACAUACAAAAGUAUGCUGGUUCAUGGUAUGAGAUGAGGUGGCUGGCCCAGUCCUACAUCCCUGCCACAGAGCUGUUCCAGGACUACCGGCACGUCUUGAGUCCCCGGGGGGACGGGACACUCUCGGCUGUCAUCACUGGAAGGAGCAAAGACGGAUGCUUUUAUAGAAAGGCGAUCUUAGUACCUUCAGCUACUGCAGGGAAACUUACAUUGAAAGUGUUGGACGGAAGUGCAGAUCAGUUCCCAUACUGGGUGAUUGACACCGACUACACCAACUACGCCGUCAUGUAUGGGUGUCUUAACGUCACAAGCGACGGUAACUGUGUGGCUGCUCGGUCGACUGUUUGGAGUCGGGGGACCACACUAGCAAGACGGUUCCAGUACAGAGCCAACACCGUGUUGCAGGCGUUAUGUCUGAACCCUGCCGCCUUUCUGGAUACCUCGCAUCACCAAGCUUGUCCAGAGUGCAAGGAUGACUCAUGUUUCUACAAAACCAAUGGGGAGUCUAGACACAGAGAUAGCUCCAUUCUGUUGUUGCUCGUCAUUCUUCUGGCUGGAGCCUUCUUCACCAAUAUACUCUAAUACACGUAUGAUGUCAUGCUUUAGGCAUUGUGGCUGAUCAGUGAAUUUAGAAAGUAACGUCCAUGUCCAUAACCCUUCCCAGAUAUACUCAGAAUAAUAGGAAUGAUGAUGACAAGCCUAGACCCAUAACAGGAUGAUUCUGUUGUGUCCAACUGAUAAUGUUUAAUAUGUAUGUAUGUCUUAUAAAGUAACGCCUCGUUAAACCAAACUCCAUUAAGGGACUUAUUAUUUCAGGGGUGGGGCCCGUGAGAUUAGAGAGAGAGAGAGAGAGAGGGGGGGAUUAAAUGCACU
Molecule: messenger RNA, 1635 nt
Organism: Haliotis rufescens (red abalone)
Lineage: Eukaryota; Metazoa; Mollusca; Gastropoda; Lepetellida; Haliotidae
Exons: 10
Coding region: 106-1344 (412 amino acids)
Molecular function (GO): retinoid binding; retinol transmembrane transporter activity; pigment binding
Source: RefSeq, a predicted model, not a curated record